Clarias gariepinus (North African catfish) is the source of this 4515-nucleotide messenger RNA. Its product is annotated as zinc finger protein 850-like. Gene Ontology annotation, biological process: regulation of transcription by RNA polymerase II. The record is from RefSeq and is a predicted model, not a curated record. Gene Ontology annotation, molecular function: RNA polymerase II cis-regulatory region sequence-specific DNA binding; DNA-binding transcription factor activity. The transcript has 4 exons. Bases 350 to 3070 code for a protein of 906 amino acids. Lineage: Eukaryota; Metazoa; Chordata; Actinopteri; Siluriformes; Clariidae.
GUGAAAGGAGAAAGCAGGGAAAGUUGGCAUGUUUUUGCGUCUUUACGCCUCCUGCGUCCGCCGUCCACCCGCUUCAGGGUUCAGCGUUAUUGUUUUACCUCACGUUGAUUAUUUUCUUCAGAUUAAAAUGUAAACAAUCCUCUCAGUUUUUCGUAUUUUUCCUCAGGUUUGCUGAGUGAUGUCGCUAAUCGGGUCUACACGGAUGGCAGAUGUUUAAUGGCAGAUGUUUACAGUUUGUUUGAUGAGAAUGAAUUAAAACUCUAAGCUUGUUGUGUCUGAGACCACAAUAAAACCAUCACCCUCUUGCAAGUCUUCUCCUGCCUCUCCUGGUGUGUCCACUGUCCUAAAUAUGAGCUCUACAAACACAUCAAGCGAUGGCCCUUUUAGUAGUAAGAAAACAUUAUCUGGUACUAAGACCUCUUGCAAAAAAAUAAAGGACCAAAAUAGUGGGACGAAAUUAAGUCAACAAAGUCAUCUGGAAACACACCAGCGCAGUCACACAGGAGAGAAGCCGUAUCAGUGCUCACAGUGUGGGAAGAGUUUUACUGCUGCUGGUAGUCUUCAAACACACCAGCGCAUUCACACUGGAGAGAAGCCGCAUCAAUGCUCACAGUGCGGAAAGAGUUUCACUGCUGCUGGGCAACUCCUGAGACACCAGCGUGUUCACACAGGAGAGAAGCCGUACCAGUGCUCACAGUGUGGGAAAUGUUAUAGCCAGCAGCAUAAUCUUAAAACGCAUCAGCGUUCUCACACAGGAGAGAAGCCGUACCCCUGCUUACAGUGUGGGAAGAGUUUUUCUAAGGCUGGUGCUCUUCGAACACACCAGUUCAUUCACACAGGAGAGAAGACGUAUCAGUGCUCACAUUGUGGGAAGGGUUUCUCUUCAUUGGGUACUUGUCGUUCACAUAUGUGCAUUCACACAGGAAAGAAGCCGCACUCCUGCUCACAGUGUGGGAAGAGUUUUAUUACGUCUAGUAAUCUCCGAGCGCACCAGCGCGUUCACACAGGAGAGAAGCCGCAUCAGUGUUCACAGUGUGGGAAGAGUUUUACUACUUCUAAUGCUCUUCAAAUACACCAGCGCAUUCACACAGGAGAGAAGCCGUAUCAGUGCUCAUAUUGUUGGAAGAGUUUUUCUUUAUUGAGUACUUGUCGUUCGCAUAUACGCAUUCACACAGGAGAAAAGCCGUACCCCUGUUCACAUUGUAAUAAGAGUUUUACUACUGCCAGUAAUCUCCGAAAACAUGAGCGCAUUCACACUGGAGAGAAGCCGUAUCAGUGCUCACAGUGUGGGAAGAGUUUUACUACUUCUAGUGAUCUCCGAACUCACCAGCGCAUUCACACAGGAGAGAAGCCGUAUCAGUGCUCACAGUGUGGGAAACGUUUUACUCAGCUAGGUGCGCUUCAACAACACCAUCUGAUCCACAAAGGGCGCAUUCACACAGGAGAGAAGCCUUAUCAGUGCUCACAGUGUGGAAAGAGUUUUACUAGGGCUAGUCAUCUCCAAUUACACCAGCGAAUUCACUCUGGAGAGAAGCCGUAUCCCUGUGUACAGUGUGGGAAGAGUUUUACCACUUCUAGUUCUCUCCAAACACAUCAGCGCAUUCACACUGGAGAGAAGCCGUAUACCUGCUCACAGUGCGGGAAGAGAUUUACCAGUGCUAGUGACCUACGAACACACCAGCGCAUUCACACAGGAGAGAAGCCGUAUCAGUGCUCACAGUGUGAGAAGAGUUUUAACACUUUUCGUUGUCUCCAAAUACACCAGCACAUUCACACUGGGCAGAAACCAUAUCUCUGCUUACAGUGUGGAAAGAGUUUUACCACUUUCAGUUCUCUCCAAACACACCUGCGCAUUCACACAGGAGAGAAGCCGUAUCAGUGCUCACAGUGUGGAAAGAGUUUUACUACUGCUAGUAGUCUCCAAACACACCAUCGCGUUCACACUGGAGAGAAGCCAUAUCACUGCUUACAGUGUGGGAAGAGUUUUACGACUGCUAGCUGUCUCCAAACACACCGGCGCGUUCACACUGGAGAGAAGCCGUAUCACUGCUCACGGUGUGGGAAGAGUUUUACUACUGCUAGCUAUCUUCAGAAACACCGGCGCAUCCACACAGGAGAGAAGCCGAAUCCAUGCUUGCAGUAUUACCAGUGCUCAGGUUGUGGGAAAAGAUUUAGUCACCCAAGUAAUCUGAAAAGACAUCAGCGUGUUCACACAGGAGAGAAGCCGUAUCACUGCUCACAGUGUGGGGCGAGUUUUACUACGUCUAGCUCUCUCCAAACUCACCAACGCAUUCACACUGGAGAGAAGCCAUAUCCCUGCUUAUGGUGUGGGAAAUGUUUUACACAGCCAGGACACCUCCAAACACAUCAGCUCAUUCACACUGGAGAAAAGCCGUAUCAUUGCUCACAGUGUGGGAAGACUUUUACUAGGGCUAGUUAUCUCCAAACACACCGGCGCAUUCACACUGGAGAGAAGCCAUAUCCCUGCUUAUGGUGUGGGAAAUGUUUUACACAGCCAGGACACCUCCAAACACAUCAGCUCAUUCACACUGGAGAAAAGCCGUAUCAUUGCUCACAGUGUGGGAAGACUUUUACUAGGGCUAGUUAUCUCCAAACACACCAGCGCAUUCACACAGGAGAGAAGCCGUAUUGGUGCUCACAGUGUGGGAAGAAUUUUUCUACUUCUGGUCAUCUCCAAAUACACCAGCGCAUUCAUUCAGGAGACAAUAUGUAUCUCUGCUUACAGUGUGGAAAGCGUUUAACUACUGCUAGUCAUCUUCAAACACACCAGCGCAUUCACACAGGAGAGAAGUUGUAUCCCUGCUCACAGUGUGGGAAGUGUUUUGCUAGGGCUAGUCACCUCCAAACACACCGGCGUAUUCACACGGGAGAGAAGCCGUAUCACUGCUUACAAUGUGGGAGGAGUUUUACUAGGGCUAGUUCUCUCCAAACACACCAGCGCAUUCACACAGGAGAGAAGCCGUAUCACUGCUCACAGUGUGGGAAGAGUUUUACUGCUGCUGGUAAUCUUCGAAAACACCAUCGCAUUCACACAGGAGAGAAGUCCUAACACCAUUACAGUGUGGGAAAUGAUUUGUGCUUUGCAGUCAUUUCUAAAUAUACUGCCUGGCAAAAAAAAAAGUUGUCAUUUCAUCAGAAUGGUUAAUUUAUUGGGCUGCAAAGUAGAGAAAACAAAGAUUUGAAAAAAAAAAUACUUUCAACAAAUUAUCAAAAUCCGAAAGGAUAGUGCUGAACCGUCAACUUUAUAGAAAAUGUGGUCAGAAAAAAAUAAUAAUAAUAGCGAUCACACUUAAAGUUCUAUUGCAAAAGGUCAACAGUAAGUUAGGUAUGAUGAAUAGUUAAAGUAAAAGCAUUUUCAUGCACACACAUUGUGAUAAUUAGAUUAGGACUAAACAGUUGUGAGUUAGGCAGAUGAAAACAUCCAAAGUCAAUCGGACAUCACACAAAAAAAAAAGACUUGCUUUGCUUUUAUUGACAUAAAGCACUUGUUCUUAAACAAAGGCUUUUUGAAAAAAGGCUUGAAUUUGUCAGGAAGAAUAAAGAUUGGACUUGAAUCAAAUGGUCAUGUCGUCUGAUGAGUGCAGAUUGAGCCUACCCAGAGCGAUGUGGGCGUCAGGAUAAGAUGGGAAGUGCAUGAAGUGAUGCACCCAUCACGCAUACUGUAGUGUCCACUGUACAAGCCUCUGGAAGCAGUGUUAUGAUCUUGGGUUGCUUCAGUUGCUCAGGUCUAGACUCAGCAUGAUUAUGUGACAAUAAAAUGAUGUCAGCUGACGACCUAAAUGUACGGAAUGACCAAAUUAUCACAUUUAUGAAGUCUUUUUUACCGAUGGCAAUAUUCCAGUGGAAUACAACUGGCCACCAGAGUGUGUGGUUAAUCAAAGUUUUUUUUUUGGCCAGGCAGUGUUUAAUCAAGAUGGGGAUUGGUGAUGGGGUACAAUGAACUGAGUUUUACCCAUUACCCAGUCCCCGAUUGUUGUGAACUGCUUCAAGAAGCAAGGUAUUUCAUCAAUAAUAAAAGAGCUACUUGACUGUGCUCUAUGUAUUGUUAAUUCUGUACUAUUGUUUAACAUGUCUGUAUGUCUCUCAGUUGACUAAUCAAUAGUUGUUUUAGGGCUUACCAAGAUAUAAUAAUGGUUAUCUGCUGCAGACAGUACAGUAUCUAUAGUGGUUAGAAGCAUACAUUUAGACUAAGAUUGGCCUGGCCAAUUAUCAGGGCUGAUGUUCAUUCUGCGUUUUUACUAUCAUUGGUAUGCUGUAUUUUUUUCAAAAUCUGAUUGCUGUUAAAAUAUAUUAAUUUUAAAAUGUGCUACAUCCAGCACUUUGGUAAAAUGAAUUACUUUUACUCACGUUACUGUAAUUGAGUAAGUAGGUUUUUUUGUGUACUUCUACUUUUUAAAGUGUUUUUUUAAAUCUGUAACUUUACUUUUACUUAAGUAUGUUUUGUUGCUAAAUUUUAAAUCAUAUUCGCUACUAAGUAAAAAAUAAGUGAAAAAU